This is a messenger RNA of Corticium candelabrum, 1572 nucleotides long. Its product is annotated as MFS-type transporter SLC18B1-like. The transcript has 2 exons. Gene Ontology annotation, molecular function: transmembrane transporter activity. Gene Ontology annotation, biological process: transmembrane transport. NCBI's taxonomy places the organism in Eukaryota, Metazoa, Porifera, Homoscleromorpha, Homosclerophorida, Plakinidae. The record is from RefSeq and is a predicted model, not a curated record. The coding region runs from base 127 to 1476 and encodes 449 amino acids.
GCGGGAGACAGAGUGCGCAGUCACGAUUCGGUGUCACCAAUCGUCUCUUUGCUGUGUUACGUUCUCAAGACUAAACGAGAACGUGGAGGAAAGAAAUAUCGUUGAGUAUCUAGUUAGAUAUCAAAAAUGAACGACGACGGAAAUAUUCAGAAAGUUGAGGAACGUACUACUCUCUUAGCCUCCGCCGAAGCUUCCACCACCAGCCAAGUGACCUCCAAACGUCGACUCCUACUACUAGCCAUCAUAUGCUUCGUCCGUUUGGCCAUGGGGAUGUCUUAUAGUCUACCAACGGCAUUUUACGCGCACGAGACGUAUCGUUGGAAGCCACGUGACGAAGGCAGUCUCUAUAACGGCAUAUUGACUGGAUGCGCGUCUCCGUUUCUCGUCGUCGGUGGCAUUUUCACCGGGCAGGUUGCCAUUCAUCAUAGAAGCAGCAAGUUUAUCGUCUGUUGGGCGCUGUUUAUGCUGUCUGGGUCAACGCUUAUGUUUGGAUUUGUGAGUCGCAUGACGGAGUUUGUUGAAUUCUUUACGUUUUCUCUGCUGCUUAGGAUGACGACUGGCUUUGCUAUGGGAACUCUGGACUUGGCAUCGUUUGCUAUUGGCAUUUCUACGUUUCCUAGUCGCACUGGUUUGGUGGCCGGGUUUCUUGAGUUGACGUGGGGGGCUGGCAUGGCCAUUGGCGCUCCGUUUGGAGGAUUGCUGCGAGACUAUGGAGGGUUUAGCUUACCUUUCUUUGCGCUUGCCGCUAUUCAAGCUAUCGAGUUUAUAACAGCAGCAAUGUUCGUUCGUUCAGUGGAUAAUGAUAACUUGAACGAGAAUACAGCGACAGGCAACAGCGCGAAUUACCCCAAUUCAGUACUGAAUAUUUUGAAUUUUUGGGUUGUUCUGACAGCGAUUAGUGGGUAUCUAACACUUCUUUUUCUUGGUUUUCCCCAAGGUGCUCUCGCGCCGUUUGCAGAGUCGCAUCUCGGAUUGAAACCGGGCGGAAUUGGUUUAGUACUUCUGGUCUCGUCAGGUUGUUACGUCAUCAUCUCGCCGAUUACAGGAAAAGUGACCGAAUGGAUUGAAGCUCGUUGGUUGGUCGUCGUCGGUCUCGUGACCGGUACCGGAGGAUUCCUGCUUAUGGGAUACGGAGACAAACUGGCAAUACAAAUUGCAGCUCAAGCGUUGCUAGGAACCGGAUCAGGAAUAGCUCUACCAGCAAGCUACGUCGUGUAUCUUGAACAAACAAAGCAAAUGGGAUAUGACAUAUGUGAGGAAACGAAUAGUGCUGUUUAUGUGGUUGCUCUGGUUGCUCAGGCGUCUGGUGAGGCGACAGGAUCAGCCGGUGGUGGCCCACUGGCCGCUCUAUUCGGAUUCUUGGAUGUUUGUAUUGCCUUUGCCGUUUUGACUGGUAGUUUCUCGUUUGUGUACUUUAUAGCGACUAUUGUGGACAACAUACGCAAGAGACGAUCGAUAUCGAGUGUAAAGAAAUAGAUAUCACAGGGUACUACCGUACCCUGUAUGUAGGCGUGGUCGUCUUUUUGUAUGCCUAGAAAAAAUAGUAAAUGAAAACUAAAACUUUUCAAAAUC